This is a messenger RNA of Nicotiana tabacum (common tobacco), 3437 nucleotides long. Its product is annotated as protein phosphatase 2C 29. Gene Ontology annotation, molecular function: protein serine/threonine phosphatase activity. Gene Ontology annotation, biological process: protein dephosphorylation. Lineage: Eukaryota; Viridiplantae; Streptophyta; Magnoliopsida; Solanales; Solanaceae. The record is from RefSeq and is a predicted model, not a curated record.
UUCCUCUCUCUCUAUAUCUCAUUUUCUUUCACAACAAACCCAACAAACUCAAACAACUUUUUCUUUUGCCUCUCUGUAACUCUGCUUUUGUAGAGAAUAGAAAUAUAUACAUAUAACAGUGGUUACUGUUGGGGGAGGUGGGUAUGAAAUGAAUAGAACGUGAAAUGGGAGGCGGCUUUUCGUGUUUUACCAACCCGGCGGUGGUGAACCGGACUGAACCGGAGGUAAUAUUCACCGGCAGCGAACCGCUCGACGAAACCCUAGGCCAUUCCUUCUGCUACGUUAGGUCAUCCGCCCGGUUUGGUCUCUCUCCGACAAACUCGGACCGGUUCGUUUCGCCUUCUCAGUCUCUCCGGUUCGAUAAUGAACCGGCUCCGUUAAGGAGCGAAACCGGAUUCAGAGCCAUUUCAGGUGCUUCUGUUAGUGCAAAUACUUCUACUCCCCGAACUGUCCUCCAACUUGACAAUAUUUACGACGAUGGCACUGGUAGUGUUGUGAAUGGUUUUGAAAGUACGUCGUCGUUUAGCGCUUUACCUCUUCAACCGGUUCCUCGAACCGGUUUAAGCAACGAACCGUCUGGUCCAACGGAAAGAGAGAGGGCGUUCUUCAUGUCCGGUCCGAUCGAGCGAGGAGCUCUAUCCGGUCCACUAGAGCCCGCCGUUCCAUUCUCAGCUCCGUUGGGUGGUGACGGCAUUUACGUAAAAAAGAGAAAGUCGAAGGGCAUUAAUGGAAUUAAAAAGGCCUUUAAACGGCCGUGGGUGGUGCCAGUGAGAAACUACUUCAUAGGUAAAAAGGAAAUUAACUGUACACGUGAUUAUAGUGGAUGGCAUUUACGUAAUAAUGUGAAUGUUGAAUGGGCAUUAGGAAAAGCGGGGGAGGAUCGUGUGCAUGUGGUUGUAUGUGAAGAACAUGGGUGGCUGUUUGUUGGGAUUUAUGAUGGGUUUAAUGGACCUGAUGCACCUGAAUUCUUGAUGAGUAAUCUGUACAAAGCAAUGAACAAAGAAUUGGAGGGUUUGUUUUGGGAUAGUGAAGAUACUAGUCGUAGUAAUAAUAACCAAGAAAGCGAAAAAAAUGCAAGUUUAAAUAAUGCAAAUAUAGGAAAUGAAGUGAUCAUUGAGGAAUCGAAUGAAGCUAAUUCGAAUGGAGUGCAUAAGGAGAUGAGUAGGGGGGAUAGGGGAGUAAAAGAAGCUGAAAAUGAGGUUAAUUUGGCUCAGAUGGAUAAAGGGUGUGAAAAGAAGGUGAUAUUUCAGUCAGAAAAUGCAAAUAUAGAAAAUGAAGUGAUUGGUGAGGACUCGAAUGAGCCACAUUGGAAUCGAGGACCUAAGGCCACAAGUAGGGGGACUAGGGGAGUAGAAGAAGGUGAAAAUGAGGUUAAUUUGGAGCAGCUAGAUAAAGGGUCGGAAAAUGAAGUGAUCAUUGAGGACUCAAACGAACCAAAUUUGAAUCGAGCAGCUAAGUUGACGAGUGGGGGAGAAAGGGGAGUAGAAGAAGGUGAAAAUGAGGUUAAUUUGGAGCAGCGAGAUAAAGCCCGUAAAGGGUCGGAAAAUGAAGUGAUUGGUGAGGACUCGAACGAACCACGUUCGAAUCGAGCACUUGAUGCCACAAGUAGGGGAAAUAGGGGAGUAGAAGAAGGUGAAAGUGCGAUUAAUUUGGAACAGAUGGAUAGAGGGUCUGAAAAGAGAGUGACAUUUCAAUCAGGGGAGAUAGAGGUUAGGAGGAGGAGAUUGUGGGAAUUUUUAGCAGAAGAUGAGACAGAGGAUGGUCUUGAUCUUUCGGGUUCAGAGAGAUUUGCAUUUUCAGUAGAUGAUGCUUUAAGUGUAAAUAGUGCAGGUUCAGCAGUUAAUAGGAGGUCGUUGCUGUUGUCGAAGUUGAAACAUGGUUUGUCAAUUAAUAAGCACAAAGAGAGUAACAGGUUAUUCCCAUGGAGAUUCGGAUUGCAAGCUAAAAAGAAGGUUGAAGUAGGGGAGAAUAGAGUGGAGGAAAGGAUUGAUAGAAGUGAAAGGAAGCGUAAGGUGGGUCCGGUUGAUCAUGAGUUGGUUUUGAGAGCAAUGUCAAGAGCUCUCGAAGUCACUGAGCUCGCGUACUUGGAUAUGACAGAUAAAGUUCUUGAUCGGUACCCUGAGCUUGCAUUAAUGGGUUCUUGUUUGUUGGUUGCUUUGAUGAGAGAUGAAGAUGUGUAUGUAAUGAAUGUGGGAGAUAGUCGUGCUAUUGUGGCUCAGUAUGAGUCUGAGGAGGUUAGUUCUAGUUCAGAAUCAAUAGUUCCAGGCAACUGUGAGUUGGCCGUUGAAGGCAUUGCUGAAGAAUCUGUAGUUGCUGGUGAUGAGGAAAAUAAAGCGACGAAUGAGAUACCUAUUCAAGCUAUGAAGCUGACUGCCUUGCAAUUGUCAACUGAUCACAGCACUAGCAUUGAAGAAGAAGUUAUUAGAAUCAAGAAUGAACACCCAGACGACCGCAAUUGCAUUGUUAAUGAUAGAGUGAAAGGUCGUUUAAAGGUCACUCGCGCUUUUGGGGCGGGCUUCCUGAAAAAGCCUAAAUUGAAUGAUGCAUUGCUAGAAAUGUUUCGGAACGAGUACAUUGGGGAUGCUCCUUACGUAUCUUGUAAACCUUCGCUGCGCCAUCAUAGACUCUGUCCUAAGGAUCAGUUUUUGGUGCUAUCCUCUGAUGGCUUGUACCAGUAUUUGAGCAAUCAAGAGGUGGUUUGUCAUGUUGAGAAUUUCAUGGAGAAAUUCCCUGAUGGGGAUCCUGCUCAGCAUCUUAUUGAGGAGCUCUUAUUCCGUGCAGCCAAGAAAGCUGGAAUGGAUUUUCAUGAAUUGCUGGACAUCCCCCAGGGAGAUCGUAGGAAGUACCACGACGAUGUUACUGUUAUGGUGGUAUCUCUUGAGGGAAGAAUUUGGAAGUCGUCUGGGAAAUACCCCUGAGUUUUUACAAUUUCCAUGUAUAGUGGUGCUGCAAUUUUGAUCUCUUGAGCUGGGAUGUUGAGAACAGUGGUGGAAGCUGGACAGUCGCUCAAGCUCACAGCUCCGGUUAUCCCCUUGACAACAGCCAAAUCUAGUGCUAGAAAUAUGACAAGGCUCGUAAAAAGUAGAAAUUUUGUAGCUGGGAUUGCUCAGAACUGCUGCUAGAAAAGAAAGAAACAGGAUCUCUUCAUUUAGUUUCUUUUUAGAUUUUGCACAGUAGAAUAGUUAUUUUCAUUCUUUCAAGUUCUUUUUCUCUUUUUGCCCCCAUCUCAUCUACUCUUUAGAGCCAAAAUCAAGUGAUUGUGACAAGGUGGUUGGCUUAGUUACGAGUUCUAGCCUUCUAGGCAAUAUAUCUGUAUUUUGGAGGUGGAUAUUCACCAAUCAAUUCAGUUUACAGAGAAGAGAAGUCUUGUUGAACCCUUAUGUAAAAAGUUAUCUUACAGAAUGGGGUAAAGGGAAAGGUACAUCACAUACUUUUUA